Messenger RNA from Gadus chalcogrammus (walleye pollock), 6135 nucleotides. It is a transcript of the gene mrtfbb, whose product is annotated as myocardin related transcription factor Bb. NCBI's taxonomy places the organism in Eukaryota, Metazoa, Chordata, Actinopteri, Gadiformes, Gadidae. Gene Ontology annotation, biological process: smooth muscle cell differentiation. The transcript has 14 exons. The coding region runs from base 683 to 3436 and encodes 917 amino acids. The record is from RefSeq and is a predicted model, not a curated record.
CAUUUCCUGUAAGUGCUUUUCUAUUGUCUGCUGAGCAAAGCGGUUUAUACAAAGCUCUACAUAUGUUCCUACUCUGAUCACUUUAUGCUGUUACGGGGCUUAUUAAUAGCUUAAUAUACAGAAAGUAAAACCUGCACAUAAUUAAAGUUUAUGAGUCCUAUUAUUAAGAGUUGGUUCCAAUACUUUUAUGUUUCUAAAGUAGGCUGUCGUGUUCAUACAGAUAUACGACUCAAAAUUACAACCAGCCUGUUUUUCCUUUUACAACGUGUCAGUGUGACCUCCUCUUGAUGAACAACAGCAAGCUAGAGGUUCUCGAUGUACAAACAUUUCCUCAGGUCAUGUUGGUAUUGUUUCUUGAAGAGCACCGGGACGAACCCCCGGCAUGCUGAACUUGGGAGGGUUAACCCUCGCCUCUGCGCUCCCUCCUCCUUGACGACUACAGGCUGGAGCCACAGCGGCUGUGUGCAGCGCGCACGUUUCCACCAGUCAUACACACACACACAGAGCCGGAGAGAGAUAUAGAGACGGAUUGGGAGAGAGAGAGAGAGAGAGAGAGAGAGAGAGGAGAUAACUGCGUACAAACUCCUGUGACUCCUAACCGGGACCUUUUCCUGUUUCUUUUUUUAUCAGCGAUACUUUGUUUAGUUUUCUUUUUCCUUUCUUACCGGCAUCGCGUCGAUCCAUGGGACUGCAGGUCUGGCCGCCAAGCAAACCGCCACCGUCCUCCAUGGCCUGCCUUGACGUGGAGACCCCCACCGUCUGCAGGGGUAAAUACAAAUCAGUCCUGCAGCUCUGCCUGCAGCAGAGACGCAGCCGGGAGCAGCUUGUGGAACAGGGCAUCAUGCCACCGCUGAAGAUGCCUGCCGCCUUCCACGACCAGAUCCGGCACCUGGAGAGAGCCAGGACAGGGAACUUCUUGAAGCACAAGAUCUGCAACAGGCCGGAGCGAUCGGAGCUGGUUCGCAUGCACAUCCUGCAAGAGACCCAGGCCGUGCCCUCCCUGCAGGCCACCCAGCUGAGACUGAAGCGGGCCAGGCUGGCCGACGACCUGAACGAGAAGCUGGCCCAGCGGCCCGGUCCCAUGGAGCUGGUGGUGAAGAACAUCCUGCCCGUCGUCGACGCCGUUGCUAAGGACGAUCCCCCUGCCGACCAGGGGAAUGACCCUAAAAUACAGGAUGUGUACGAGUUUGACGAGAACAGUACUGACUCCCGACCGGCUGCAGUGUCCGCAGAGCAAACCCCUAAACAAGCACCACAACAAGCCACAACAACCACGUCCGUCCCGCCAAGAGAAGCCGCAAGGACAGAGUCUAGUCCACCUCCUGCCUGCCAAAACCACACCCUGUCGACCGGCUCUCCGCACGCCCCGAGUCCCUCCCCGGAAUCACCCGGCCACGGGUGCACCCCGUCGGAGCAGCAGCCCGGCAAGCAUCUGGCUGUCCUGCCGCCCCUCCCCCCCGCGGCCCCUCCUGUUCGAGGGCCCAUCCUCGUCAAGCAAAGCCAGCCCAGACCCAGCGCCGCCGAGAAGAACCGGGGCAAAAAGGGCAACAAAGACCCCAAGCCGCGAGUGAAGAAGCUCAAGUACCACCAGUACGUGCCCCCCGACCAGAAGCAGGACGCCGGCCACGAAACGCCCCUGGACUCGGCCUACGUGCGUCUCCUGCAGCAGCAGCAGCAGUUCCUGCAGCUCCAGAUCCUGAACCAGCAGCAGCAGCAGCAGCAGCAGCAGCAAAGCUACGUCUGCCAAGCGGGCCCGCAGCCUGCCACAUUGAGCGAUGGCUCGGCGCAUUCCACCCGGACUCCGCCCCCUAGCAUGUCAGAUCACUUGCCCUACAAUGUGGAUGAGAUGAAGGUGGCCGAGCUGAAGGCGGAACUGAAGCUGAGGGGUCUCCUCGUCUCCGGCACCAAGAUCGACCUCAUCGAGAGGCUCCGCAUGCAUCACGACAGGUCAAAGGGCAGCCCGUCGGUUGCCGUCGCCUUGGAUAGGGUCUCACCUGGCGCCGCCACCACCGCCGCCGCCGCCAAUGCUAGGGUACCAAAGUGUGAAAACCCUCCCAGGUCCCCUCCCCCAGUGUCCCCGGUGGCCUUCAAGGUGUCCAGGAUGGGCCUGGAGGAAAGCGGCGGAACGGACUCAGAGACCCGCCCGGCUCUUCCCGCCGGCUCCCCGGGGAAGGAGGCGGCGGCGGGCCCCCUUGGGGGGUUAUGCCGGGGCCUGGAGAAGGACCAGCGGCUCCACGAGAAGGAGCGUCAGAUCGAGGAGCUGAUGAGGCAGCUGGAGCGGGAGCAGAAGCUGGUGGAGGAGCUGAAGCUGCAGCUGGAGGUGGAAAAGCGGGGGGGCCCCCAGGAGGAGAGCGCGGUGGCACCGAGGCGGCGCCACAGCCCCUCGCGCCCCGUUCGGGUGAAACAGGAGUUCUGCGGUUCUCCGGAACACAGGAGCACUCCGGAGCGGAGCCCAGAGCAGAGUCCCCCAAGGCAGUUCUUCUUGGAACAUCAACGGUUGCCUCCGACUCAAACCCUGCAGCCGGGGGGGACCCGACUGCAGCAUCAGGCUGUAUCCGCGGCAACGCUCAAGCUGCCGGACAACAGACAGCACACAGCUGUGACCGGUGGGGCCCCAGACAAUAGCCAGAGUCAAGAACUGAUGCCACAGAAACAUGAAGCCUCUGGUUCCUUGCAACAGCAGUGUCACAGCCCCAGCCCGAGGACACAGCAGAGUCCACUGAGCACCUCCCCAGGCCUUGGCUCCCAGCCGAGGGCCACACAGAGCCAAGCUGCAGAAGACACAGCUCAACAAUUACUCAACACUGCCCCUAAUCAUCUACAGCCAACCAUGGCCUUGAUGUCCAAAUUUAAAGACCCACCACGCUAUGAGGACGCUGUCAAACAGACCCGCUGCAGGCAAACCGCUAUGCAGGUCCCCACCACUCUCAGCCAACACAUGGAUGACCUGUUUGACGUCUUGAUUGAAAGUGGAGAAAUCACCCCCUUCAUCAGACACGAUCCCUCGUGCCCGGACAAGCUCACCCCAGUGACGGCCAAUGUCACCACCCUGCCCAUCAACACGGUGUUGUCCCGCCCCCCGGCUCAGAUCCAAGUGGCGCAGCCCCCGGGCGCCGCCGCCGCCCUCAACCCCUCGUCCAGCUUGAUGGCCUUGGUAACCAUGGAGACGAUGAUGGAAGGCACGCUGCACAAACAGCUGCUGGAGCAUCCGCUGGUCAGUAACAUGGAGCUGGACUUCAGUGACGACAACAACACGCUCCCCUCGGCGGGCCAAAUGCACAACGCCCAUCUGGACACGAUGGACUGGUUGGACCUCACCACCUUACCGUCGCACGGCCACGAGGACGCAGGCACUCACCUGGGAAUGUCCCCUGAAUCAGGGGUCUUCUCCUCCGACUUCCUGGAAUCCCCGGAAUUUCAGUUGAACUGGGAGUAAGGCCACUUUGUUGUUGUUCCUGGUCACGUCCUGGUUAUUUAUGACGAAAAAAGUUUGUACUUUUCCAGAAAAACUUUUCCAGUGUGUAGCUUUGUUUUCCCGAGCAUUCAUGCUAACUCUAACUGGCUAUUUGUUUCUAGCUUCAAGCUAGCUUUACCCAGUGUUGUCUAUAAGGUGUAGUAAGCAGUUGUAUUAUUCCAUGGGAUGGGAAUACAAUUGGGUGUUUUGUGUUUCACAACUCAGUUGUUAAACUUUGAACAAUUAUUUCAGAAUUGUCAGCUGAAAUGCUGGGUUGGAAAUGACUAGUACUUACAAGUAUUUUGACUUGUUCUCUUCUACAUUUCAGAGCAAACAUUUUUCUUUUGCCUUUUGUAUUAUUGGGAGGCUUUUUUAUACCUGCUCAACCAUCAAAUUUGUUAUUGUUUUUCUGCUAAGAAUAGCAGGAAACUAUUAAGCCAACCUAAACUGGAUAACUUCAUAUUCGGGUUGUGAAUGUGACUUCACACUACGUGGAAAGAUAUACAGUAUUUUUACUUUUUAUACAUUUUUCAUAACGACAUACAUGCAUACGUACAUUUGAUAUUGUAGAGCUUUUUUUUUUUGUAGAAAGUUCAGUGAAAUACUUUUAUGACUAUUAUGUACAAAAUGUUUUUACAUGCAUUACAUUUUUGACUUCUGCUCCAGUAGUUUUUCCACCACCUCUCAACUUUGACCUAUACCACCUGGUAUCCAACCAUUGUCAUCUUUAUAUUUUACUGUGUUUCCUCUAAUGUCUAAAUAAUCCUUCCGGUAUUGUAAAAAAAAAAAAAAAAUGGUACAAAAUGGGGUUAAUGCACUUUUCAGCGGAUGUGUGCUGAAGUUUUGUUUUUGUCAAAAUGCAGUCUGCACUAGCAGCACUACGGCUAUCUGAAUAUACACGAUACAGAAACUAAUAAAGACAAAAAAUGUUAAUUUCCAAACAUAUGUAAACAUGUCCCUCAUAUUUACUUACAUUUAAAAACUGCUUUUAAAAUAAGCUGAAAAUAAAUAAAAUUUAGAUCUAAAUAAGAAUCCCUUAUAAACACUUAACUAAUUAAUAAUAAUACAUUUUACGUCUUUCAAGUCACCAAAGGUCCCCUAAUUGUUAUUGGUAUCAUUAAUUAUUAUUAAUGUCCCAUUGCCACUAUCAAAUUUAAAUUGACACUCGUAACAUUAAUAUUUAUUUAGAUUAAGUUAUUCAUAGAAUAAAGGCAUCACUCAAUGGGAGCAUAGUUAUUAGUGACAAUUUCUGAAUGUUCUUUAUUUUGCCGAAUGGAUUCUCUAGGUUCGAUUUGAUUAAAUCUUGAUUUGUCUUAACUGAAUAGUUGUGUUAUAGAGACAUCUACUGUCUCAAACUAGAAACAGAAUUUCACUAAACAAAAUGGCAAGUGCAAAUACAGAAAUUUGGGUGGGCCAAUAUGACCUGAAAUAUCCUCUUCUAGCAUGUAUCUGCACUAAAUGCUUGCACACUUCUGAGAGGGUGUUUAAUUGGGCCUGUUAGCACCUUUUACCUUACCUUUUUGCUGAUGUGAAUUAAAUAAAACAGUAAUUAUUGUAAUGCAUCAGCCCCAAUUAUGAAUGUUCAGCUCCCUAGUUAAUGCCUCAAAUCAUGACUUCUAAAUGUUCAUGAAAGCCAUUAUAUCAUAUGUUUGACUGGCCAAUUCAUACACUCUUUUGAAAAGGACUGUGUGCUGGAAUCUUUAAUUUGUUAAUGGUAUGUUUGCUUUACACUUUCUCUGCUGUAGAUAUGAUUUUUUGGUAAAUAGCAACAAUAUAUGUGAUCUUUAUUAAAUGUACAUAACUAAAAUGAUCAUGCAAAAUCUGACUUAAUUUGUCAUCCUUAUAAUAAUUGAGUAAUGCUAAUUCAUGACUUAUCAUCACAGAAAGGCCACUGGCUGCCAUAUGAUAAACUAACCAGCAUUAAACCUUAAAUCAUUUUAGUCAAGUUAACUCAAAUUUUGUGAAAUACUAAAGGGGAUAAUUUUAAAGAAUAAUUGUACAAAAAUUUAUGUUUUUAUAAAAUGUAUGGUUUAUUCAUAUUCAAAUACAAGUAAUCAAGAAAUCUAAUGUAAAAAAUAUAUUGUAUGAAUAUAGGCUCUCAUAGAGAUCAACAAAUAGAUGUACAUUUGCUGUAAAAGUAUUAACACUAUGAUGUUAUUACAUGUUAAUGCCCCAAAAAAGGGACUGUUUAACAUAAAGGUUUACCAAAAGUCAGUCAACAUGUUUUCUCGUACAGCAUUUGAUUAAAGUCUGCAAGCUGUACUUGCUAUUUACCACACCUUCCAAUGUUAGGUCUCACCGGUGCAAUUAUUCAACAACAGGCUACUUUUUCUUGAGCUUCUUCAUGAACGUUACUUCAUCUCUGUUCCUGACUCCGUAGCUAAAGAAAGAAAUGCAGACAAAAGACAAUUAUGAUCAUAGUCAAAAGUUUGACAUUUGAGAGUAUCAGAUAACUUCUACACUUACUCUUUUAGUCUUGUGUUGUCAUCUUCCAUCUUUUCCCCUUGGAAUACUAAAGCAUAAGUCCUCCAGACAUAUCUCCUGUAAAAUAAGAUAAAAACAAUGUCAGUCACUUCGGAAUGGCAACAUAUCAAUUAAAAAACACAAUUACCCUUGUUGGCUAUUUGUUAUUGGAUGGAGUGCAUACCAGCUAACGUAUUUCACCCCUCCCUCACGCUGCU